Durusdinium trenchii is the source of this 1018-nucleotide messenger RNA. The record is from the annotation of a GenBank genome assembly. Lineage: Eukaryota; Dinophyceae; Suessiales; Symbiodiniaceae.
UUUGGCUCGAGAGGGAGUCCACUGUGCCACACGGCAGCAGUACGGCUGCGGCUCGAAGGCUUUUGGGGGCCACUGACUUCACCAGGCUCAUGUCGGGCCGACCCUUGCGAAGGAGGCUUUGGCCCCUGGUUUCGCCCCUGCUGCUUUGCUGUCUCUCGCAGGUCGCUGGACCCAGUUUCAUUGGGCUGCCCAGCCGUGUGAGCGCCCGGGAGGGCCUGGCGAGGCAUGCUGCGGAGAAGGGUUUUGGAGCUGCCAAGGAAGAUGGCAAGAAGAAGAAGAGCAAGGGCGGUGAGGAACAGACCAAGGAGGGUGAGACCAGCAUUGUCAAGGACAAGAAGUCCUCCAAAAGCAAAGCUUUGAGUAAGCAGCGCUUGAGCGAUCUGCGCGACAAGACCCUGGCGGUGCGACAAAAGCGAGAGGAAGAGCUGGAUGAAUAUGAGAUGGGGAAAGCCAUGAUCGCCAAGUACGGCCGCGAGGUGUCUGUGAUGCCUCCCAACGUGGCGGAGCGUGUGGCCAAGCGAGGCAUGGUCAUCGGUGGCUCUUUUUAUGCCACCAUGCUGGCUGUCUUCGCCUUCGGCAUUGCGCUCUUCAAGACCCAGGAGAUUGUAAUUCCUCCCACUUUGAUGGCCUUUGUGACUUUGGCACUUUUGGCUUUGGCCAUCUUUGGGGGGUCCUAUGGUAUGAUGUCCGCCAGCUGGGAUCCUGACAAAGAGGGCAGUGCCCUGGGCGCUGAGGAGUUCGGUGACAACAUGAAGAUCCUGGGCGAAGGCUUUCGAAGAGCGACGCUGCAAACCGAAUACGAGAAGGCCCUGGACAUGCGGAACGAGCGCCGCAAGUUGCUGGAGGCAAAAGAAAAGAAGAAGCAGGAGUUGCUCAACAAGUGAGGCUUUGAACGACGAAGUUGCUCAUGUCUUCAUCUCGGAAGGAUCAGCUCCUUCUGGUGUGAGGUUUUGUGCGGGACUUUCAUGGCCCAUGCGCAUGGUUCCCUGUGCAAAGCUCGUUUCGGGCAUUGACACCC